Molecule: messenger RNA, 1134 nt
Organism: Clupea harengus (Atlantic herring)
Lineage: Eukaryota; Metazoa; Chordata; Actinopteri; Clupeiformes; Clupeidae
Product: heme-binding protein 2-like
Exons: 5
Coding region: 141-704 (187 amino acids)
Cellular component (GO): cytoplasm
Molecular function (GO): heme binding
Source: RefSeq, a predicted model, not a curated record
UUUCGGCAUAUUGGCUUCCAACACACACGUCUGCUCACGCGACCACUCAACUUGCAAUCUAAAGGACAGUUAUUCGACAGGGCAGGAGCUGGAGCACCUGCAGAUUUAACGUCUGUUGGAGAAAACCUGUGCGUCAGAAGAUGCUGAAAGCCCUCGGCCAAGUUUUAUUCUCAUCGGGACUGCCGUCCCCCAAAUACACACCAACCGAGAGUAAGGGCAAGGACUACGAGAUCCGCAUUUAUGAGACGGCUAACUGGGUGAGCACCUCGCUGAAGGGGAUGCAAGGGGAUCCGAUCAUGAAGGAGGGAUUCAGUCGACUCUUCAAGUACAUCCAGGGGGAGAAUGAGACAAAGGAGAAGGUGGAGAUGACGGCUCCUGUGACGUGUCGUGUAGAACCAGGUGCUGGUCCGGCGUGUGAGACCACCUUCACCGUCUCCUUCUUCAUCCCUGAGCAGAACCAGGCCGACCCGCCCAAACCCACCAGCCCCGAGGUGUUCAUCGAGAACCGGCCCGAGUUCACAGCCUUCGUACGGACGUACGGGGGCUUCACCAACGAGCAGACGGUCCGUGAGGAGUACCUGAAGCUGGCCGAGAGUCUCCGCAGAGACGGGGUGCAGUUCCGUGAGGAACCGUACUACAGGGUAGGGUACGACCCCCCCUUCAAGCUCACCAACCGCAGGAACGAGGUCUGGCUCCUGCAGUAGGGUCCAGUGGGAGACGGCAGGGACUACAGGGAGCAGGAAGGGCCAAAAGAGGCAAGAGGACGCCUAGGACCAGGAGUCCACUUUGAGCGUUUCAUGGGGUGGAUGCUGUGUGCAAAUUAGCCAUAGGUGAAGAGAUUAUUCACUUAUCUGAUCUGCUAUUAAAAAUUCAGCUUCAGCUCCAAAGAUCAUCUGUGUUUCAGAUUUACAUACAUUGAAAUGGGAUUUAUUUUUUUAGAAGUACAAGGUGUACAAUUUUGAUCAAAUGCUCUUAUAUUUAAAUAUAACCCAUUUUAAUUUCACAUUGAGAUGACACUGCAAGUUGACGAAAUUAAGUAUGGGUGUGUCAUCACGAUCAUAAUAUAUAUUUUUGUAAUCAUCAGUGUUAGCUGCUGUAAUGGUUAAUCGUGUUAAUAAACAUAUUUUACGAUUA